CCCUGGGGUGUUUUCCAGACGCUUACCAUCACCUACGCCUCGGAAGUCUGCCCGGUCAACAUGAGGGCGUACCUCGCAAGCUACGUUAAUUUCUGCUGGGGUCUCGGCCAGUUCAUCGGAAUUGGGGUCAUUAUGUCCAUGUUAGAUCGUGAUGACGAGUGGGCUUAUCGGAUCCCCUAUGCCCUCCAAUGGAUGUGGCCACUUCCGUUGGCCGUCGGCAUCUUCUUUGCCCCGGAGUCCCCCUGGUGGUUGGUCCGGAAGGGGAAGUUGGACAAAGCCAAGGCCUCCCUGCUACGCCUUACCAGCUUGAACCUGGAGACGGAAUUUGAUGCGGAUGAAACCGUAGACAUGAUGGUACACACCACGGCUCUGGAGGAGAAAACUACAAAGGGAGCUUCCUACUGGGACUGCUUUAAGGGGCACGAUUUGCGAAGAACAGAGAUCGUAUGUGCCUGCUGGGGUAUCCAGAACCUUUCAGGCAACUCAUUCUCAAACUAUUCCACAUAUUUCCUCACCCAAGCCGGUCUCGACUCCAACAGUGCGUAUGGAUUUGCGCUGGGGCAGUAUGGUAUCAACAUGGUGGGCGUUAUCGGCGCGUGGUUUCUCAUGAGCCGUGGCGUCGGCCGCCGGUCCCUCUACCUGUACGGCCUCUGCGGGCUCUGCGCUAUGCUCCUCGUACUUGGCUUUCUCGGCCUAGUUCCCGAAUCGCACCGACGUGAAGGCUCCAUUGCCACCGGCAGUAUCAUGUUGGGCUGGGCCUUGAUGUACCAACUCACAGUCGGGACGGUUUGUUAUUCUUUGGUAGGCGAAUUGUCUACGCGGCGGUUGCAGAUCAAGACAGUUGCCCUCGGGCGCGUGUUUUACAUCAUUGUAAACAUCAUCUGCUCUAUCAUCACCCCUUACAUGCUUAAUCCUGGUGCGUGGGACUGGAGGAACUUUGCAGGUUUCUUCUGGGCUGGCCUCUGUUUUCUCUGUGUGGUCUACACCUACUUCCGGGUACCAGAGCCAACAGGCCGGUCGUUUGCCGAGUUGGAUUUACUCUUUGAGAAGGGGGUCAGCGCUCGCAAAUUCGCGACGACCAAGGUCAACGUGUUCGCGGAAGAUGUGGGCGGCGACUUUAUGAACAAGUACCAUCAACGAGCCAAAGCUCAACCCACGGAGUUCUACGCAUCUUAG
Molecule: messenger RNA, 1176 nt
Organism: Dichotomopilus funicola
Lineage: Eukaryota; Fungi; Ascomycota; Sordariomycetes; Sordariales; Chaetomiaceae
Product: general substrate transporter
Exons: 3
Biological process (GO): transmembrane transport; carbohydrate transport
Cellular component (GO): membrane
Molecular function (GO): carbohydrate:proton symporter activity
Source: RefSeq, a predicted model, not a curated record